Messenger RNA from Larimichthys crocea (large yellow croaker), 8725 nucleotides. It is a transcript of the gene dido1, whose product is annotated as death inducer-obliterator 1. Gene Ontology annotation, cellular component: nucleus. Bases 260 to 8146 code for a protein of 2628 amino acids. The record is from RefSeq and is a predicted model, not a curated record. Lineage: Eukaryota; Metazoa; Chordata; Actinopteri; Sciaenidae. Gene Ontology annotation, biological process: apoptotic signaling pathway; DNA-templated transcription. The transcript is spliced from 17 exons.
CGCUGCAGACCCGCUGACCGUGUUCUGUAAACCGUCAGCCAUCUGCCGCAGUCAGUUAGCUCCAGCGGGAAUGGAAAAUGGAGGAUUGACCGAUCAGCGAGGGCAUAUCAUCGGUAUUUCUGACAUGUAGAUCCUUUAUCCGUGUACCAAGACCGAUGAUUACUGCUGCGAAGCAUUUGUUUUGUUUGAGGAAGCACUCUGAUCCUCACUGCUGAACUGCAGACAUUCAGUUUGAAAAUAGUGAUUGACUCCAUCAUCUAUGGAGAAGAAUGUGAGCCCUGAGCUCUCUCUAGCUCCUGAGCCAGAGCAGAGCCAGGACCGUAUGGAUAGCUGCUCUCAAGGUUGUGGAGAAGGUGAUUGCGAGCAGAAGGAAAAGUUUCACACCAAAAGCGAUAAUGUGGCCAAAGAGGCACUAGAGGAGCCAGACAAACCUUCCAAGGGAAACACAGAAUUAAAGAAGACCUGGGGUUUCCGACAGUCCACCGUUGCAAAGAGAGAGAUGCCGGUGGAGGCAGCAACCGACGGUUCAGAGAACCGCUGCCCUGUACGUCGCAGUGGCAGGCAGUCUAAGCGAACUGACAAACUAGAGGAAUUCCUCUUGACUGCAAAAAGGGGGUCAAGAAAGAGCGCCCCUCCCAGUCUGGAAAGCGGAGACCCUCCUUCCCAAACCCCGACUGAUGCAGAGACUGCCUCAGAGGCCAGCUUCGACGGUAACGCCGACUCCAAGGUAGAGUCACCAGAGAGGAGGACGAGAAGCAGUGCAAGGAAGCAGGCGCAACGGAAAACUCGAGGCAGACAGACCCGAGGGGGCGGUGGAGUGACGGUCAAAGAUGAAGGAAGCUCUGAGAAUGAGGAGGACGACAAAGAUGCUGCCAAUAAGAACCAGUUACCAGAGGAAAAAGACGAAAAGAGUUCUCCCAGUCCUGAAGACACGGGGAGCACAAAUACAGUACAGCCCCAGCUAGAGCCGAACUCCGAGAAGACGCAGAUUGUCAAAGAGAAGAACGAACAUGGAGAUAAAAACGACAAAGUUGAAGCAGAGACUGACGAAGACAACAAAGACAAGCCUGCGGCAAUGAUGGUAAAACGUGGACCAAUCAGAACGUACGUCAAUAAAAAGAGGGCAGCCAAUAAGAACACUACGCUUGUUAAAGCUCCUGCCAACAAGAGCACCACCCCUGUCAAGAGGGAGACCAAGGCCACCCAAGCUUCUGGAAAGACAUGCAAACCCCAGACACAAGCGGGACAGGAGGAUGAUGAUGAUGAUGAUGAUGAGGAGGACGACGACAGCGACGAUGGCGAUGAUGAUGACGAGGACGACGAUGAGAAUGACUCUUCAACAUCUUCAUCAUCCAUCGAGUCUGACGAUGGAGGUUAUGAUCCUAAUGCACUUUACUGCAUCUGUCGCCAGAAACACAACAAAAGGUUCAUGAUCUGCUGCGACCGCUGCGAGGAGUGGUUCCAUGGCGACUGUGUCGGCAUCACCGAGGCCCGCGGGCGCCUGAUGGAGAGAAACGGGGAAGACUACAUCUGCCCCAAUUGCCACGCUAAGAAAAACCAGGUGGUCAGACCCGCCACAUCUAUCCUCUCCAUGAGCACAGAGAUAGGGAAGCUCAGAGCUGACGCCCCUCCUGUGGUUUGUGCUCUCGCCGUUUCUGCGGCAACUGCUGAGAAAACGAACACCAGUGGAGUGAACUCCACGCAGUCAGCUGUUCAGGCACCACCUCCAUCCUCUACUGGGACUGAGGAGAAGGCAGCAGAGGACCUGGGCAUCAAAGGCAGGAUAGAAAAAGCAACUAAUCCAACUGGGAAAAAGAGGAUAAAGAUCUUUCAGCCGACUAUACAGCAGCCAGCCGGGCCGAAAGACCAGAAAUCUGCACCAACCGUGGACAGGAAGGCGGUGCCGACAGCAGAGCAAAAAGCAGCGCCAGGCGCAGAGCAGAAAGUGGCGUCGAACGUGGAAGUGAACACGACACCAGAGGUGCCAGAGGAGAAGGCCGGGCAGAAGGCUGAGGAUGAGUCUUCCCUUCCGAAGUGUAUCGGGCCCGGCUGCGAGAAUAACGCCCAGCCAGACUCUGUGUACUGUGGCAACGACUGCAUCCUGAGACAUGCGGCGGCAGCCAUGAAGUCCAUCACUGACGUCAAAGAGCCCAAGCAGAAAGACAAGGCCAAGGCUCAGAAAACAAAGGCUACACCAAAGAAGAGUGGUGCCAGUGGGAAGAGGGCGCAGAAAACGAGCCGGGACGAGUCGGACAGCGAGGAAGAUCACAGCCCUGAUCCAGAUGAGGACGACGAAGACGCGCAUGCUGAGGAACACCCGCCCCCGCCGGCCACUGCAUCCUGGUCCAGCGACCAUAAUUACAUUGCAGUAACACCAGAAAAGACUACACCCAUAUCACCAACAGUGUUAAACAAAAAGUCCCCUCCAAAAGAAGAGAAGCAGAGUGAGAAGGAGCCAUCACCGGCUCCUGAGAAACCUUCCCCAGCAUCCACAACGUCAGUCAAAGGAUCCAAGAGGUCACCACCCUCUAGAGCAGCCAAGGUUUCCUCGAAGGGCAAGAAGUCUUCCCUUCAGACUACCAGCUCAAAGACAUCCAAGAAACCUUCGACACCUCUGAGUAAAACGGCAGCAAAGUCCAAGAAACCAGGCCUGUCGCCCGUCCAUACCCCAUCUCCCUUCCCUCCAGGUCCGGUCCAUGUCACAGGAGCACUGAGAGUCACCAAGUCCAACUUUACCAUUCCUAAGAAGCAACCACAACCAAAGGAUGCUCCAUCCCAUAGUCGGUCCUCCUCUAGAGUCCCAUCAUCUCCCUCCAACCACUCCUCCUCUUCCAGACCUUCACAUUCAGCUGCUUCAGCACCCCCCGUGUCCCCUAUGCCGCCACCACCCAAUAACCAGAUGAGACAGAACAUCCGGCGCUCGCUGACAGACAUCCUCUAUAAGAGGGUGAGCGACAGUGAUGAUCUGAAAAUGACUGAGAGCGAGGUGGGACGACUGGCUGUUGCCAUUGAAAAGGAAAUGUUCAAUCUCUGCCUUAGCACUGACAGCAAGUACAAGAACAAGUACAGGUCCCUCAUGUUCAAUCUUAAAGAUCCCAAAAACAAAGGCCUGUUCUACAGAGUUGUGGGUGGCGAGGUUAGUCCCUUCAGACUGGUGAGACUAAGUGCUGAAGAGUUGCUUUCCAAAGAGAUAUCAGAGUGGAGGAAGCCAGAUGCUCCUGAGGCCCAGUCUCCCAGUGCAAGGGGCCAUUCGGGGCAGUCCAAACUGGGCAACAGGCAUGACUCUGGCUCACACAGCAUAGAUAUGGAAGAUGCUCCACCAACAUCUGAUGCAGAUGUAUGUAUCUCUAGCACCUCUUCAUCUGCUCGCAUGGCCUCUGCUGCAGACCAAGAUGAGUCUCCUUUGUCUUCGGCUCAACCUUCUGCUGUGGAGGGGAACAGCAGCAGCAUGCCAGACAUUUUCAGUACCAUGCUCAAAGACACUACUUCUGAACACAGAACUCAUCUAUUUGACCUCAACUGUAAAAUAUGCACAGGUCAGAAGAUGGAAGAUGAGCCUGCAGCUAAGAAACCCAAACUGACCAAGAAGCCUGAAACUAAACCGCCCAGACAAGAGCUGCAUUUGUCCAGGUCAGGGGAUGUCCCUCCUGCUGGCCAAUCGCAGGUCCCCACAUCUUACCAGCACCAAGAUCCCUUAGCCUACCAACAACCAGUCCCUCCAUCCUACCAGUCUAACGUGGAGCCAGCUGUUCCAGAAACACAGUCACAGCUUUAUCAGGAGGACCUGAGUAUGCUGGUGCCUCCAGCCCCAGCCCCUGCGCCCAUCGCCCCCACUGUGUCCUCUGUUAGCAUCACCCGCAGAGACCCGCGCAUGGCCAGGCACAGUUCCAGUGUAACCGUCACCUACACUGCUCCAGAAAAACCCAUCAACAACAACUCAGCAGAAUCACUCCCAGCUCCUGUGAGUGUUCCAGUGGAAGUUGGACCCAAGGCACCACUGCCGAUGCCCCCAGCUCCACCACCUUCAGCAGCCGUGUCCAAACCAGCCAAAACAAGUGUGCCCGAGCCUCCUCUUGAGGGUGAGACAGCAAUCUUCCUCCACGGUCAAGAGAAGAUUUGGAAAGGACUCAUUAAUAUGCAGUCGGUGGCCAAGUUUGUGACCAAGGCUUAUCUGGUGUCAGGAUCCUUUGAACAUCUGAAGGAGGAUUUGCCAGACACCAUUCAUGUUGGUGGACGCAUAUCUCCAAACACAGUGUGGGACUAUGUCGGGAAACUGAAAACGUCACUCUCCAAGGAACUGUGUUUGAUCCGUUUCCAUCCAGCCACAGAGGAAGAGGAGGUGGCAUAUGUCUCUCUCUUCUCUUACUUUAGCAGCAGGAAACGAUUUGGUGUAGUGGCUAACAACAACCGUCGCAUCAAAGACCUUUAUCUCAUCCCACUGGGCUCAAAGGACCCAUUACCCUCCAAACUAUUACCGUUUGAUGGGCCAGGGCUUGAACCAGCUCGUCCCAACCUCCUCCUGGGGCUGCUGAUCUGUCAGAAGGACCGGAAGCGAGCAGGUGCUCCGUUGGAAACUGAAGAAAAACGGUCCAAGACUCAAACCAAAGAUGUCGAUGACACCAGCCUUCCAAAGCCAUCUGCUUCAGUCAGAGCAGAGAGAAGCAUGCGGCAGAGUCUUGAAAUUCCCUUCAGCACGACACCUCCAGGAUCACCUCCAAGCAGCUCUUCUGAGACCUCCAGCAGCACUGUGACCACCUCCUCAGUCCUUUCCUUACUGUCUUCUGUCAAAGCUCCAGCCACAUCCACUACCACUGGCAAGGACUCCCCAUCUUCAUCCAGCUCUGUUGCUUCCUCUGCAGCAACUGCCACUCCUCUUCAGACCAUCCUCAAUACUCUAUUUGGGAAGAAAAAGCAUGACUCUGAAGCUUCCAAUUCACCGUCUGAUCAUGGCGGGGAACUCUCUGUCCCGCCUACAAUGCUAGACCCCAUUGUGCAGCAGUUUGCACAGAAUUUUAAAGAGAAACCGGUAGAGGAGGAUGAAGAUGACCGGCCAUAUGAUCCAGAAGAAGAGUAUGACCCCAGUAAGGGCUACAAUGCACCUAAGAAGCCUGUUGAAGUACUAAGCAAACCUGAAAUCUCAAAGCAGCCUCCAGUUGUUGCAAAUGAAGGUGAUGAUGUGGCAUAUGACCCAGAGGAUGACUCAAUUUUUGAAGAUGUCAAAACUUUAGUACCAGGUCAAGCUAAGGCUGCAGCAGAAUCUACAACUAAUCCACAAAAGAUCUUGGAGAGCCUUAAAAAGAUUGGGGAUCAGACCUUCCAGAAACAGGGAGAGCAACAAACAUCAUCCACAGGGACACUUCCAGACACUCUCUUAAUUCAACCUACUAAAUCUCUUUUGGCCAAUACACAGCUACUGCAGCUUGGCAAAAAGGUUGAGGAACUAGUAAAGUCUUCAUCAGUCACUCCCUUGAUCAACCAGAGGCGAGAUCCCCGACAGAGCAGGGAUCCUCGACAUGCAACGGCUGACAGGAAACCAUCUGAUGAAUCUGAGGCAUCCACUCUGUUGCCGGAUUCUACUCCUUCACAACCUGCGGUUCAAGAACCUCAGCUGUCCAGUGUACCUGAACUCCCAGACAUCUCACAGGGCCAAGAAGCCUCGCUGCUUCAAGAGGAAGUGAAAAGUGAGAUGCUGCCUUUCAUGGAGUCAGACAAGGCAGAGGUGUCAAUUCCAUUAUUAGGAGAGGCGGUGGAACCUGAUAUGGAGGUGAACUACAUGGGUGAGAAAGAAGAGAAAUCUGAGGAAGCUGAGCCCAUCAAGACAGAAACAGAGAUGGACAAGUACAGUAUAUGGCCAAAUGCUGCUAGUAUUUUAAAACCCGGUGAGGACUCGGAGUAUGACGAGAACAGCCAAGAUACACCAACCACAAGUUAUUAUAAUGAGCCUGCAAACACCUCCGCGAUAACUUCGACAAUACCAGUUCUUACUCAGAGCACAGCAAUGGUCGACACUCAGUCCCAUCACAUGCCACAUCAUUUGCCGGCGUCAGGCUUUGACAGUGAGUACAGACCUCCAGCUGACAUUCCCCCACCAUCCAACUUCCCCCCACCCCAUCUGAUGCAGGGACAAAACAUGAUAAUGAGGCCUCCGCCAAUGUCUAUACCACCACCCAUGCAAGGCCUUCCUCCAAUGUCAGGCCCCCUUCCUAUCCAGGGACCCCCUCCAUCCAUCCAUGUUCCUCCCCCUGUACGUGGUCCUCCGCCCAUGCCAGGUGAGAACAGCCAGCAAUAUGGUCCACCUCCAGCUGCAUACCCUCCCUAUCAGAACCAAUGGCCAGGCACCCAACCACCACCACAGCAACAGCAGCCUCCUGGUCCAGUUUCUCAGAAUAUCAUGCCACCCAGAGGACCACCACCACCAUUCCCUCCAAUGGCCCAGAGAGGCCCUGCUCCUCAAAUGUUUGAUCCCUCCAUUCCUCCUCAGCACAUUGGACAGCAAGGCCCACCUCCAGGCCUCCCUCCACCUCCUACUUUUGAUGGACAGAACAGUUUACCCCCACCAAGAUUCACUGGUCCUCCACCACCAUUUAAUUUCCCAGCAAACAGAGGUCCUCUGCCACCUUUCACAGGGCCACCUCCCGCUCACUUUGAUAACAGACUCCCUCCUCCGUCCCACUUCCCAGGGCCCAGGGGUCCUCUGCCAUCUCAGUAUGGUGACCAUGGGGCUCAACCUCCAAUGGGAGACCAACCUCGAGGGCCUGCAGAACAGUAUAAUAAAGACAAUUCAAACUCAUUUAAGCUUAACGUGGACCAGAAUACAAACCCACUCCAUAUUUUUAAAGACAAUCAGGGUCCCCCGUCAGCAUACCGGGGACCUCCAACUAACCAGUAUGAGGACAGAAGAGGCCCACCUUCUAGUGGUGAGAUGAGCGGACAGCACUUCAGUCCACAUAACCAGUAUGGAAGCUCCCGACCACACUCUUCGCCUCCACAUCGAGGAUCUUUUGAUGAGCACAGAGGUCCUCCCUCUCAUGAGAAUAGACCACACUCGUCUCAGCGCUUUGGAGGAUCAGAGCGGUACCGCUUUGAUAGGCAUUCUGAUGAGGCUAGACCUGUUCGCCACAGUGGGCCACUACUGCCAACUCCUCCAGAGGCUCCAUUAGGUCCACCGGGUCGCAUGGGAGCCCACAGUCCAGACAUGCACAGGGACGACCACUGGCGCCGCCAUUCUCCUGAGAUAAGGAGGAGGAGCAGCACCACCCGAGAAGACUCAGAUCCCCACAGCCUAGAACGUUUCAGUCGCUUCGAAGGAGGCCACAGAGACCCUCCUCCUGGUCCCCUACAGCCCCCCGAGGAGAGACCAAGGGAGCUGUCAGAGGACCACCGGAGGGAAAGAGAGAGGGAAGUUCCUCACGCUGGCAGGCCAUCAUGGGACAGGGGCCAGGGCAAGCGGUGGAGCAGAGAACGAGAGUGGGAUCGAAGCAGAGAUAGGGAUCGUGAUCACGAGCGUAGCCGAGAAAGAGAUCGCAGCAGAGGGAAGGAGGGUGAGAGGCACAGGGAGAUGGAGGGAGAGCGACACAGGGAUCAAGACACAGACAAGAGGAGAGACCGGGAAAGAGACAGGGAAAGGGAGAGACCCAGGGAUUCUGACAGGAGGGACUACGACCGCGACAGAGGGAGAAACCGUGACCGAGAACGUGAGCGGGAACGGGAACGUGACCGUGAGCGGGAACGUGACCGUGACCGUGAGCGUGAUCGAGACAGGAGACGUGACAGAUCCCGAAGCAGGGAUCGUGACAGGGACAAAGACCGUGCAAAAGACCGUGGCAGAGACAAAGACAAAGACAGAGACAAAGACAAAGACAGAGACAAAGACAGAGAAAGGGACAGGGACAGAGACAGAGACAGAGACAGAGACAGAGACAGGGAUAGGGAUAGGGAUAGGGAUAGGGAAAAAGAGAGGGAGAGGGAUAAAGACAAAGAUAGAGAGAGAGAUAGAGACAGAGACAGGGACAAAGACAAAGACAAAGAUAGGGAUCGUCGGGACAGGAGCAGAAGCAGAGAAAAGAGAGAGGAGAAAAAGGACAAUAAACAUGAUACAUCCAAGGAGAGUGACAAAACUGCAGAAAAUGAGAAGAGGGUGUCCUAAUUUCCAUGGGCACUACUUUACGGUUUUGAGAAACACUUUAACCUUUCACCAGUUGAAGUCAUCGCUGUAAAUGUAGAUUAACAGUAUUUCGUUAAAUUUCCAGUUGUGUUCAUACUAGAAAAAUGUUUGACAAUGUUUGUAUUCUUUUUGUCACUUAAAGGUUUCUAAUUUCUUUUAUCACGUUUGAAAAACAAAACUGAAGGCCAUCUAAGUUGCUUGUGUAUUAAGUAGGCUGAGUCCUAUUACAUGUACCUUUCUCCUGUCAAAGCAUUUUUUUAAGAAAACAAAAGUGUAAGUGAUUAACACACCAUUUUGCAAUAUGUAAAUAUGAAUGUAUUUGUGUAUAUACUGAUGUUUUUAAUCAUACUUUUCUAAGUAGAGAAAUUAAAGCCAUAUAUCUGAAAUGGAUAAUGUGAAAGUUAAGGCAACACUGUUUACACACAAAUGUGUGUUUAUGUCCGGCAGGUUUGAUCCUAAAGGCUCCAAACUACCCGCAGUAUACACCCCAUCAGUGGUUGUUAAUGAAAUGUCCUGAUUUUGUUUCACUUCAACCAAUUAAACCGUUUGAUGACAUGUGCA